This is a messenger RNA of Botrytis sinoallii, 945 nucleotides long. RefSeq lists its product as uncharacterized. The transcript has a single exon. Lineage: Eukaryota; Fungi; Ascomycota; Leotiomycetes; Helotiales; Sclerotiniaceae. Bases 1 to 945 code for a protein of 314 amino acids. The record is from RefSeq and is a predicted model, not a curated record.
AUGUCACAUAGUCCAAGCAGUCCAAUUGUCCGUCCGCAGGAGGAUCACGAAGGCCUCCAAGUCGUCCCCGACGACGGUCUGCAAACCCCAGACCCAGAAGAAUCCCCCACAGCCAAAGAUCUUAAAUUCCAACCAUAUUCCGCUGGAUCCGCCUAUGGCGGCACCUUAAACGUUCGCGAACCUGGUUACGACGCCCCACCAGUCCCGGAAUCGCCCCCUCCAGCUUUUCAUCUCAUAAACGAAUAUAAAUUGGGUCAUAACAAUACGUUACCUGUUGAAGAUACGCCUCCGCCACAGACCAUCAAAAAGAAACGAGUGUGCGGAUUGAAGAAGAGAACAUUCUGGCUGUUGAUAAUAUUGUUACUGAUCGCGAUCAUUGCAUUGGCCGUCGGUCUAGGUGUAGGACUCAGUGGGUCUAAAUCAUCGACCUCUUCUAGCCCCUCAAAUUCUAGCUCCUCAACCGAGUCUACAACUGCCACAGGCACAUCCUCCGCUGCACCAUCUGCCUCUUCUCCGAUCGGUCAGACAUGCGUCAAAGGUACAGGACCGGGAAAUUAUCUCGGUCUCUGUGACUUCUCCUGUAAUUUCGGCUAUUGUCCCUCUCCCUGUUCCUGCGUCCAGUUUUCCUCAACCGCAGUUCCACCGCCUCCUAUCUCAAACACACCUGGAUUCCCACUACCAGGACUAAAUGCAGAUUACUCCGGCUUGUGUAGUUUUACUUGCAAUCAUGGAUAUUGUCCUGACGGAGCUUGUACCACGGAUUCUUCGGCUGCCGCUGGAAAUUCAUCUUCGAGUGCGUUAUCGACGUCAAGUUCGACAUCUUCAACACUGCCGACUUCGAGCCUGGCGCAGUUGACGUUGACAGCGCCAACAAGUACGGUGGUUGUUACUUUGCAGGGCUCGCAGACUAGUACGGUGGUUGUAGUACCAACUUUGACUGGCUAG